Messenger RNA from Sphaeroforma arctica JP610, 3247 nucleotides. RefSeq lists its product as hypothetical. Gene Ontology annotation, cellular component: nucleus. Gene Ontology annotation, molecular function: promoter-specific chromatin binding; protein binding. Bases 1 to 2694 code for a protein of 897 amino acids. The transcript has 6 exons. Lineage: Eukaryota; Ichthyosporea; Ichthyophonida. The record is from RefSeq and is a predicted model, not a curated record.
AUGCUAGCCCUCAAGCGGCAAAUCUUAUCUCAAGAUGAAUCCGAAGUCAAUCAGGCACGCUUGGCUCAGGCGGGUAUGAAUCCGGUCUUCUACGCACACAGACGGUCACAGCUAUUAUCCGAUACACUAUGCGUUGCGCCUUUAAACAACACAAAGGAGAACACAAAGGCUGAAAGUAAACGCCGAGAUAAGCAAUACGAGCGCACAGUGCGGUUUGCUCGCAGUGAAUACGUUGUAGUCAGAAGCCGCAUACUCCAGCAUCGAUAUGCCAAGUAUGUGAAGAGUGCUGGCCCAGAGCCAGAAAACAAGCCCAGUGUUAAAGUGGGGGAAAAUGAUGCUGUGGAUGUUAUAGAUACUUCAUCUGGAGAUAUGGAGUAUGUCUUAGGGAACAAAGGGACGCCGAGAAGGGCUGCAAAUGAAGCCUUAAGUGAACAGAAAGUCGCAGCGAGAAGUGUUCAUGGACGCGUGCGCGACAACACACUCAGCCCAAUGAACAGUGCCAGUGACGGCAAUCUUGCACGGUCCUAUGGUUUUAGGAAAGGAUUUGAGUUGGAUGUGAUUAGAAGCGAGGAGACUUUGACUUUGAGUGGACAACAUAUCCCCGCAGAUACACCGCACGAACAAAGUAGUCUGCGUGCACCUAUGCCGAUAAAGACGACUACGUCUACGGAUAAUACCAAAGGCACACACCAAGACGACACCGGCACAGGUGUACCACACUUAGGAACACACACGAGCCGGCCUCAAUAUAGCGCACACCGACGGAUCGAAAAUUCACAAAGUUUUGCCGGUACCUUCCGAUCAUACCGCAGUCUAAAUUCCCCCACACAUUCUGACCCACAUAGCCCACUGGGGAAUGGGAAUACUAGUCAACGAGGGUUUGGUAUAAAUGAGAGUAGUAUCGGUGCUGCAGGGAGUGCAAUCAGUUCUAAUAGCUCCGGUGUACUAACGCGAUCGGGCAGGAGUGAAAGUAGGCUGCUGGGCGUAUCUCAGAACGAUGCGGAUCUGAGUCUGAGUCUCAAACCAACCAGUGCGAGUGCUAAAACAAACAGGAGUAAGACUGUAAGUGUCGAUACCCAGGGGGGUACACAUGCUGGGGCAGGGAUAUGGUCACCGUCAUCGAUGCAGGCAUUGGCAACGCACGGGUUGAGUGCAGGUCACUUCCCUGCUGCAGGUGGCGGUGGUACACAUGAACGUAUACGAACGACCAGGAUAACCAUGGAUGAGACCAGUGUGGACAGUUCGAUGAGUAUCUUUUCUGUCGGCGUGGAUCCUGUGCUCAACAAUAAUAGUAGUCGACAUCCCUCCAAGCUCGAUUCUCCGCAUCGUCGUACGCUUUCUGAUUUCUCUGGUAGUUCUGUAGCAGCGCGUGAACAGUCCCCGGCACAAACCCUCAAAAGGAAGCAAGCCAUUUCCGUGCUUAAUUACUACAGCUUCUACGACAGUGCCAGGCAGCACCAGGGCAGAGAAGGCUACCAUGAAAAGCCUACGCACACACUCGACGCCUUACACGAUGCGCCCAUCUCGUGCAUUAAGUUUUCGCGUGUUGCACCGUCGUCGGCUGAGACCAAAAGUCGGCGCCGAGCCCAACCUAGCGACAACAACAUGCACAGUAAUAGUAGUAGUAGUUACAACAAUACUGCCGCAUACAGUACAGGCACCCAGAGACCGCAGCCAAGCGCAAGAGGGGAGGACGCACACGGCCCAUGUGAGAGUGAGUACACGCUGGCAGUCGCCGCCAUGAACGGCAAGAUAAGCAUUGUGCGUGUGGCAAGUGGUGCGAGAACGUGCGAGCUUCUGCACACGCUGGAAGGGCAUUCACAAGGGGUCACAGACCUCGCAUGGCUGAUUACAGGCGAGCUUCUUGUGUCUGUGUCGCUCGACAAGACGUUUAGGGUGUGGCAGGUGGACACGGGGAACACACUGACUACAGUCAAGGUGGGCGAACCUGUGUUGACGUGUGCACUGAAUCCGAUCAACAACAACUGGCUGGUGCUGGGAACGGCCAUGGGGUCAGUGCGGACGUACAACUGCUCACUGGGCAAGCCGGUCAGAGGUGGCAAGAUGGAUAGCUCACAGGGAAUCAAUGGUGACAUCCGGUGUCUGUGCUUUAAUGAAUCGGGUACCAUCGUGUGGUCGGGCAGUAGCAAUGGGGUGGUGCACGCGUUCGGCUUCGACCCAUUCACAGGCGCUAUGACCGCCCUUAUGCGCGUUAUCAUCGCCGAGAAAACAGCAAUCACAUCCAUGUCUUACACUCCGGCAUGGAGGUUACGUCCCUACUCCACCAAGGACACGCCAGCUCCCAUGCUGUUGCUGAGUGUGAGUAAUAACACAGCUGUAUUGCUGCAUGUGAUGGAUGAGAAGGCUGGGUUGGUCAAGCAGAAGCGCUCGUUCGCUGUGGCGCAUACGUCGGUUUCGGUGAAGGCCGGCAGUAUCUUCUGCAACCAGCAACAAGGGACCGGUGGUGCUGAUAGUGCUGACCUCCCCGGCUCCGGCGCGUGUAUAGCUAGUGGCAGUGAAACGGGACAGGUGUACAUAUUCGACACCGCUUCGAAGAGGACGGUCUGUACACUAGGCGUGAAUGAUGGUGUUGCUGCGCAGGUGGUGGGAUGGAACAGGGACCAAACAGUUCUCGCAAUGGGAAAUGCCAAGGGGGCCGUAAUGUUCUGGUAUCGCACGGGAGUGGCAUCAUAGCAGACGAAGUAGCGGUGGUCAGGCUACACCGCGCAGCAGAGAAAUGUCCUGACUAUAGGUACCGUACAUCUGUACUUGUGAAGCGUUGCUAAAUAAUUGCAUUUGCAUGCUACACAACCUUUUGAGUCUUGGGAGGCGGGCUGUACCACAGUAAAAUAUACCUGGUGGACAGCGACACUUGUAAGGGUGUAAGGUGGACAGUGAUAUCUGACAGGAUGUAAAGUCGAGUGCAUAUACGGUGGGAUAUAUGAGUUUACGACAGUCCCAUCCAUUAUCCAGCGAUCAACUCCCGGAAACAAUAGUCUCAACCUUCUGGUAAGUUUGAGUAUUUAUAUAGUGCCGGGAGAUAGGAGAUGCGGAAUCCGACCCAGACGUCACCUCAGCAACGCCUAGUGUACCACGUAUAGGAUUUCAACUAUACUUCGGAUGUUUGUAUACGAAUAGUAUGCGGCGGGUGUAUCCCUUACUUAAUGUUAUACACUACCUUAAUCUGCUGAUGAAAGUUUGUAUAAAGGAGUUCUAGGAGAGACAUUCUUAAUAUAACUGGGUAGGU